GGGAAAGAAAAAAAAAAUCGUUUUUUUUUCUCUUGGGAUUGUCUAAAAAGAUUGUAAUUUGACCAUGUUCCUUGCUGCCCAGAAGAGUGAUUUUGACAUGCACUGUGAAUUGUUGAAUUGCAAUGCGCUGGAUGGGUGUUCUGGCUUUUGAUUUCGUUGUUUUUGUGUAUCUGUAUGCGUGUGUGUGCUUUUGAAGAAACCUAGAAUUUUCGAAAGCGUUGUUGACGUGGAAAAGCAAAUUGUUUUUGAGGGAUUGUUGCGAAAUGAGGAUCCUAGGUAUUGCUUCCCGUUUUUCUGAAAUUUGGGGCUGAUGGUUCCACUUUUGAAACGUUUUAGGCAUGAUGGUCAAACUCUCAGAGUUAACUUGUAGAAUCUUGAGAGCUUAUGAGGAGUAGUUAAUGAAUGUGCCUUGGGUUCUUCUGAAGAACAAUAGUGCCUUGAUUUUCAUGUCUGGUAAAAUGAGAUCCUUGUUUGGCAAAAUUAUUGGUCUUUAGUGUUUGGUGAAGUUGAAAUAUUACACAGCAGCUUAAGAGGUGGACGAAUAAAAUGGAAACUACAAGGAAGUGGUUUAGUAAGUUCAAGCCAAAUGAUAAAACGAAGUCUGAAAAAAACAAGGAAACUACAGGUGCAACAAAAGAAGGGUCAAAACCUCCAUCAAAUGAUGAGGCACCUUCAAAUGUAACCAAACAGAAGGUUGAAGCUGCAAAGCAGUACAUAGAAAAUCAUUAUAAGAAGCAGAUGCAAAGCCUGCAGGAGAGGAAGGAAAGACGUGAUAUGCUAGAAAAGAAGUUGGCUGAUGCUGAAGUCUCUGAGGAAGAACAAAAUAACUUGCUUAAGUAUUUGGAGAAAAAGGAGAGGGAAUACAUGCGCCUUCAGAGACAUAAGAUGGGGGCUGACGACUUUGAGCCCCUGACUAUGAUUGGGAAGGGUGCAUUUGGAGAGGUUAGAAUCUGCCGGGAGAAGGCUUCCGGUCAUGUAUAUGCCAUGAAGAAGCUUAAGAAAUCAGAGAUGCUUCGUAGAGGCCAGGUUGAACAUGUCAAAGCUGAGAGGAACUUACUUGCUGAAGUUGACAGCAAUUGCAUUGUAAAACUUUAUUGUUCCUUUCAAGAUGAGGAGUAUUUAUAUCUUAUAAUGGAGUAUCUACCUGGGGGAGAUAUGAUGACAUUGCUGAUGCGGAAGGAUAUAUUGACAGAAGAUGAGGCCAGGUUCUAUGUUGGGGAGACUGUCCUAGCUAUAGAGUCAAUUCAUAAACACAAUUACAUUCAUAGAGAUAUCAAGCCUGACAAUUUGCUGCUAGAUAGAAAUGGUCACAUGAAAUUAUCAGAUUUUGGAUUAUGUAAACCACUAGACUGCAGUAAUCUUCAAGAAAAGGACUUCUCUGUUGGAAUUAACAGAAGUGGAGCCCUCCAAAGUGAUGGCCGUCCUGCGGCUCCUAAACGAACACAACAGGAGCAGCUGCAGCAUUGGCAGAAAAAUCGACGAAUGCUUGCAUAUUCUACAGUUGGAACACCUGAUUAUAUUGCUCCAGAAGUUCUUCUGAAGAAAGGAUAUGGCGUGGAAUGUGAUUGGUGGUCUCUAGGAGCUAUAAUGUAUGAAAUGCUUGUGGGGUAUCCACCUUUUUAUUCAGAUGAACCGAUGUUGACUUGUAGAAAGAUAGUAAAUUGGAGAACGAAUUUAAAAUUUCCAGAAGAAGCUAAACUUUCAGCAGAGGCAAAGGAUCUUAUUUGUAGACUCCUAUGUAAUGUGGAGAUGAGACUUGGAACCAAAGGAGCUGAUGAAAUAAAGGCUCACCCAUGGUUCAAUGGUAUUGAAUGGGACAAAUUGUACAACAUGAAAGCUGCUUUCAUACCUGAGGUCAAUGAUGAAUUAGAUACUCAAAAUUUUGAGAAGUUUGAAGAGGUGGACAAGCAAACUGUACCUUCCUCAAAGGCAGGGCCGUGGAGAAAGAUGCUGCCAUCUAAAGAUAUUAACUUCGUUGGCUACACAUAUAAGAAUUUUGAAAUCGUGAAUGAUCAUGAUAUACCAGGAAUUGCUGAAUUGAAGAAGAAGAACACAAAACCUAAAAGACCAUCUAUUAAGGCCCUAUUCGAUGAUGAAUCAGCUAUGAGUGCCAACCAAACUGCCAGAGGGAGCUUCUUAAACCUCUUACCUCCUCAAAUGGAAGUUCCUGAAAAAAGUGAAUCACAAUGAUAUCACCAAUAUUUAAAAGGACUUAUUGAUGGCCAUGUACACAACCAAAUGUUGUUGGCUACUAAUUGUUUUACAUUUUCUCACAUUCUUUUGUUAGGUUGGAGUUGAUAGAUUUGGAAGCCAGGCCCCUGAAAUUUCUGGUUUUGGAUGGUGGUUUUUUUUUUGGCUGACUGGGAUAAUCUUUUAAGGUGUAUAUUCGUCAAUUCACCUUCUAUCGAACUGCAAUGUGUUAAAUAUCAUAGUUUUUUUUUUCCUUCUUCUUCUUGUAAUUAAGUUACUGUUGAAACUGAAGUGCUGACAAGGAUGUGCAAUUCGUACAUUUUUGUACUAUAUUGGUUUGUAGGUUAAUAUUUUCUGUUAUCUGUCAUCAGAGUCCAAACUUAACUGAAAUCUUGCCUUUAAGUUUUUUUAUUUAUUUAAUGACAUUCAUAAAA
Messenger RNA from Cajanus cajan (pigeon pea), 2624 nucleotides. RefSeq lists its product as uncharacterized. The record is from RefSeq and is a predicted model, not a curated record. NCBI's taxonomy places the organism in Eukaryota, Viridiplantae, Streptophyta, Magnoliopsida, Fabales, Fabaceae. Gene Ontology annotation, biological process: protein phosphorylation. Gene Ontology annotation, molecular function: protein serine/threonine kinase activity; ATP binding.